AACAUUCAAGUUAGACACAUAUCUUGCCGGUACGCAUGAUGCAGCGAUAGCCUAUUUAUGACGUGGCAUUACAUUACGUCAUCAAAGUGAGUCGACAGCUAAUUCAUAAUUUUGCUGGGGUUGUUCAGCUAGCAGUGUAGGUAUAAGGCCAAGAAGAUGAUGGAAGAGAGUGGGAUUGAGACUACACCCCCUGCCAGCCCUACCCCUCUGACUGCGGCUGCUGCAGUCAGCUCCCCACCGGUGACCAUAGGUCUGUCCAGUCCUCUAUCCCUCCCAGGACUCAGCUCUGCCUCCAUGGAUAAAACCUCGGUGUCCACUGCUCUCCCCCCACUUCCCUCUCUUCCUGCUUUCAACAGCCCCCUGGCUGCAACCUCCCAGUUUCCCCCUGCCUCUACACUUGCCUCCCCCUAUACGAGCAGCUCUCCCUUCCCUCCUUCCAGCUCCCCCUCUUUGCCUCCUCAGGUCACCCCUGUCAGACAUCCUCCCGCCUUGGCUCCGGGCAUGACAGCCCCUCCUGUAGGCCCGCCCGUAUCCAGCUUCUCCAUGAGUGCAGGGUAUGACAUUACACGGGGUCAUGGUGGUCGAACACCACAGACACCACUGAUGCCGACAUUCUCCAGUGCCAGUGCCAUGCCAGGUGUAGUGUCAAAUCCCCUGGUUCAGCAGCCGGUCAUGACAGGAGGAUUAGACACUGGAUCUCCCAUCACUUUCCCGGAGGAGCAGGAAGAUCCCAGGGUGCCUGGAGACGCAAACACUGGUGGAGGAAUCUGGGGCUUUUUUAAGGGAGUAGCAGGUAACCAUGUAGUGAAGACAGUCCUGGACAAAACCAAGCACUCUGUGGAGUCCAUGAUCACCACUCUAGAUCCUGGCAUGGCUCCAUACAUCAAGUCUGGAGGGGACAUUGACAUUGUGGUCACUUCAGAUAAGGAGUUGCAGGUGGGGGCAGUCAGAGAUGCCUUCCAGGAGGUCUUUGGGAUGGCUAUGGUCACUGGAGAGCCUGGUCAGUCUAACAUCGCCCCUCAGCCUGUGGGCUAUGCAGCUGGUGUGAAGGGGGCUCAACAGCGCAUUGACAGCCUGCGUCGAGGUGGUGUGAUCCAUGAGAAUCAGCCAGUGGUGUCUCUGGAAAACUUCAUCGCUGAACUCUUUCCUGACAAGUGGUUUGACAUUGGAUGUUUGAUCCUGGAAGACCCUGGUCACAGCAUCCGUAUCGAGGUCUUCACUCAGGCAACUCCUUUGGCUUUGGAUCUCGUCCAGCAGGCUCAGUCCCUGACCCCACCUGACUACAGCCUGCGAUGGUCAGGUCUGAUUGCUACAGUGGGUGAGGUCCUGGAACGCAGCCGGCCCAACAUCAACAGAACAGACUGGCACCAGACCAUGACUGGUAUGACCCAACGCCAGAUGAUCCAGAGCGCUGCCAAAGUUCUGGCUGGAAUCUACAAACAGGAGCUGCCACCCAGGACUGUGUAAUGCUGAACGGUUCCAGUUUCUGUCACAUACUAAAUGAAAGCAGAGACACGGUGGUGGAAAAACUGCCUGAGUGGACAACGUGGUUCCUUGUAGUUCCACAUCCAUCCUCCACGCAUCAACGCAGAACAUAGCCAAAUAUUUACUGACAUAUCAGCAUGUCAGCAGUGUUUUAGUGCAAGAGCGUCACUUAUCAAAUCAAUACUCAAAGAUAACUUAACCAUUAACUGAUCAUCCUCCUUGAAAGAUUGUUACACAUCAUGUGUAUUAAUAUCAACAAUGUUAACACAUAUUGUGCCAAGUUUUUGUUUUUAAUUUUGUUUAUGAAUGCUUAUGUUGUUGUACUGACUGUGUCUCAAUUGUAUUCUAUAUAUUUACUUUCAUUACACAUCAAAAAGUUUGGAAAAUCUACUCAAACCUUAUUUGCAUUAAUUCAUUUUUAAAAAGGGGCCCAAUCCAAAAUGUGGUGGAGCCAGACAGACCCACACUUUGACCUGAAAUCUGAGAGGUAACGAAAAACAUGACCUCACCUGAGCCCAUUAGACUAAAUAGAAAGUGGCCCAAGCCCUAUUCGAGACCUGGAUUGGGUCUUAGAUCUAUAUACUGUAACAUUGUAACUGCACCAUUGUGGCAGUUAGUAUUCAAAACAAUAUGUACUGUACUGUUUUGUAGUAACAGGGCAUCAUACAAGGCAUGUGGUGAUAUUCUACUGCUGCAGGUUUCACAUGACGAAUCCUUAAAUGGCAGAGAAAAUGUUUGUAUUUUUUUAGGAUUUUAUUGUAUAUAUUUUGUUUCGAAGCUGUUGCUAAAGCCAGUAACCUGCUUUUUGAUUUCUUUCUACCUGUAAAUAACUCUAUUAUAACUGUUUUAACUAUUCUAACUCUACUGGAAAAAGGUCCCACAAACAUGGCCAGAUUCAUUUACCAAUAGCGAGUUAUAACGAGUGGUUCGGCCUUCAUCAUAUCCCUAUCUUUACUGCUCAUACUAAAUUUAUGUAAAACAUUUUUGGUCUGUUAAACUGUUUAUUAAUUGCAAAAUAAUUUGGAAAUAAACAACAUGUAAACAUAAUGAGAUAUUUAGGUAUUAAAACAGGCUUAAGGUAAGGUAACAACAUGGCACCCACCCUUUCUAAUGUCAUUAGAUAUUGUACUUCAGUGCGUUUUCCUUUGUUUUAGAAACUUUUUAAAGCACUGAAUCUUUAUAAAGUAAUCGUGCUGAAAUGGUUUGUUGUUUUGACGGGUUUGAUACAGUCAGAGUGGUGAUUUCUGUGGGGUAACCUUUGGUUUGGCAUUUGUAUUAAAGAGAUAAAUCAAAGACUUGGAUGAAACAGAUGAUACUAGUUUCUGCUUUCACUGAGAUAUUCAGUGAAGGCUAAAUAAUAUAAAAUGACAGUUUCCUGCUCUGUACUGUUGAUAGCCCAAACACCUUGCCCUAAAGUCAAAACAUGUUUUUACAUGUACUGACUUUUGUCAUUUUCCAAUAUGAAUGUACUAAACCCAUAUGUAUGUAUGUACGUAUGUGUGUCUGUGUGUAUAUAUAGAUAUAUAUAUCUAGAGAUAUCUAUAUAUAGAUCUAUAUAUAGCAUGCAACUGGGACAACACAGCUGGUGUGAUGGGUCUAGUGUGGGAUUUCAUCUAAUAAUUUAAAAAUGUAGCAUCUCAUUCAGUUGUGCUUGUUUUAUUGCAAAAUAUUUGCAAUUUGUACUAUAAGUAUGCACUAGUUAAUGAGUAAUUACAGCAGGAUACUAACAGAAACCUGGUGAAGUUUUUUACUUUGUGUCUUCUAAAUGUGCCUUUUUACUCCAACAAAAUAAAUGACUUUUUCAGGCCA
This is a messenger RNA of Scatophagus argus, 3294 nucleotides long. RefSeq names its product proline-rich coiled-coil 1 (gene prrc1). Gene Ontology annotation, biological process: activation of protein kinase A activity. Lineage: Eukaryota; Metazoa; Chordata; Actinopteri; Scatophagidae. The record is from RefSeq and is a predicted model, not a curated record. The transcript is spliced from 9 exons. Bases 157 to 1467 code for a protein of 436 amino acids. Gene Ontology annotation, cellular component: cytoplasm. Gene Ontology annotation, molecular function: protein kinase A regulatory subunit binding.